This is a messenger RNA of Kazachstania africana CBS 2517, 1422 nucleotides long. It is a transcript of the gene ENP1, whose product is annotated as snoRNA-binding rRNA-processing protein ENP1. The transcript has a single exon. The record is from RefSeq and is a predicted model, not a curated record. Bases 1 to 1422 code for a protein of 473 amino acids. Gene Ontology annotation, biological process: rRNA processing. NCBI's taxonomy places the organism in Eukaryota, Fungi, Ascomycota, Saccharomycetes, Saccharomycetales, Saccharomycetaceae. Gene Ontology annotation, molecular function: snoRNA binding. Gene Ontology annotation, cellular component: cytoplasm; preribosome, small subunit precursor; nucleolus.
AUGGGUAGAGCUACGACAUCUAGAUCAAAAAAGCAAAGACAUGACCCUCUUUUGAAGGAUAUUGAUUCUGCCUCAGGAAGUCUUAAGAAAAUCAAGAGAAGAUCCAAUAUGGAGGAAGAAGAAGAAGAUAAGCAAGCAGAAGACUUCGUUGAUUCUAGAACCUCUAGAAAGAUUCUACAACUAGCAAAAGAACAACAAGAUGAAAUCGCUCAGGAAGAAGAUGCAGAAACUCAAAAGGAACUUCAGAAUGCAGCCAGAUUCAAACAAAUCAACUAUGACAGUGAUGAAGAGGAUGACGAUGAGGAUGAAAGAUACGAUAAUAUCUCUGAUUUUGAGCCAGAAGGUGAAUACGCUGAAGUUGAAGAGGAAGAGGAAUUGAUUGAGAUUGAUGAAGAAGACGCCGCAAUGUUCGAAAACUAUUUCAAAAAGCCAGCCGAUUUUAAUUCACUUGGUGGAAGUUAUAACUUAGCUGAUAAAAUCAUGGCAUCCAUCAGAGAAAAGGAAGCAGAGGUUGAGGAACAGAGUAUGAAUGAUGAUAUAGACCUACCCACCGUUGUUGAAAGAAGGCCUGCUGAUGGUGUCGCAUUACCAGAAAAGGUUAUCAGAGCCUAUACAACUGUCGGUUCUAUUCUAAAGACAUGGACACAUGGUAAGCUUCCAAAACUAUUCAAAGUCAUCCCAUCAUUGAGAAACUGGGUCGAUGUCCUUUACGUUACUGAUCCACCUUCAUGGUCACCACAUGUUGUUUAUGAGGCAACGAAAUUAUUUGUCUCCAAUUUAUCCGCCAAAGAAGCUCAAAAGUUCAUCAACUUAGUGCUAUUGGAACGUUUCCGUGAAAAUAUAGAAACUACUGAUGAUCAUUCUUUAAACUACCACAUUUACCGUGCUCUUAAAAAGUCUUUGUAUAAGCCAAGUGCUUUUUUCAAAGGCUUCCUAUUUCCUCUGGUGGAGACCGGUUGUAAUGUUCGUGAAGCCACUAUUGCAGGAAGUGUUUUAGCAAAGGUAUCUGUUCCAGCAUUACACUCUUCAGCUGCGUUAAGUUACCUGUUGAGAUUACCAUUUUCUCCAGCUACAACAGUUUUCAUAAGGAUUUUACUAGACAAAAAAUACGCUUUACCGUAUCAAACUGUUGAUGAAUGUGUGUAUUACUUUAUGAGAUUUAGAAUUCUAGAUGACAGCAGUAAUGGCGAUGAUGCUACAAGAGUACUACCGGUGAUAUGGCAUAAGGCUUUCUUGAUUUUCGCUCAACGUUACAAGAACGAUAUUACAGAAGAUCAAAGAGAUUUCUUGCUGGAAACCGUUCGUCAAAGAGGUCAUAGAGAGAUUGGACCAGAAAUUAGAAGGGAAUUAUUAGCUGGGAAUGCAAGAGAAUUUGUUGAUCCAAAUGAAGUGAAGGAUUCUAUGAUGAUUGAUGUUCAGUAA